Molecule: messenger RNA, 715 nt
Organism: Solanum stenotomum
Lineage: Eukaryota; Viridiplantae; Streptophyta; Magnoliopsida; Solanales; Solanaceae
Product: non-functional pseudokinase ZED1-like
Exons: 1
Biological process (GO): cell surface receptor signaling pathway; protein phosphorylation
Cellular component (GO): plasma membrane
Molecular function (GO): protein serine/threonine kinase activity; ATP binding
Source: RefSeq, a predicted model, not a curated record
AUCAGCACAAGGUAUUGCAAGAAAAAAUGCACUUCUUCAGGGUACUAACAAGGAAAAAACCUUUUUCCUUUGCCGCAGCAGAAAGGCGGAAGAAAGAGGAGGAUUGUUAUUUAAAGAAUGGAGGUGCAGUGCUAGAGGAGCUUCUUGCUUUAUGCGAUGGAAAUUGCAGAAUUCCCAUCCGUUAUUUCACUGCCACUGAGAUCGAGAGGGCAAUAAAACACUCUAAAAGGAAAAUGGAGCUCUCCCAUGUGUCUAUGGUUACAGGCUCACUGGACAACCGCCCCGUUUUAGUUAGGUUCAGUAGAUGUCAAUUCACCAAUAUCCACCGAGAUAUAGCAAUUACUGCACAGAUGAGUCAUCUCAAGAAUGUGCUGAGACUUGUUGGUUGCUGUCUAGAAUUUGAACAACCAGUUAUGGUGUAUGAAUAUGUUGAGGCUAUAACUCUCAGCGAUCUACUUUUCAGAGAGUGUGAUCAUAAGACUAAAAGAUCAUUAUCUUGGGGAAAGAGAUUACGAAUUGCCAAUGAGGUCGCUUCUACAGUUGUUUUUCUCCAUACAGAAUUUACUACACCCAUCAUCCACAGAGAUAUAAAGCCUCACAAAGUGAUGAUAGAUCAGAACAGCGGCGUUGCCAAAAUAAUAGACUUUUCAUUGUCUAUAUCAUUACCUCCAGGGGAAUUGGAGGUACAAGAUGCUGUACUGUGCGGAACAUUUUG